AUGUCCUUCUUGCAGACAUCCUUUCAGCGCGCCAGUAGGCAAUCCUUCAGCCAUGCAUCGAACGUAGCGGGUCCUAGUCGACUUCCAGCGCGACAACUUUCGAGCGCCAUUGCUGUGAAAGCGGAGAGACCAAGCUCGGGCGUGGGAGGACGAAUCUCUUCUUUGAUGGAGAAUUUGCAGCAACAGCAACAGCAACAGCAACAGCAGCAGGCAGGGUCAGCAGCGGCUGGCGCUGGCAGAGCUCCCUCUUUGGGUCCCGCUGUCAAAAUUCCACCUCUCGUAAGGAGUCAAGUGAGUUUUCGCAUGACAAGGGCGGUGGGAUCUAGAGUCAAAGCAUUUGAGAGGUUUGCUUCCUAAUUGCAUACUCAUCGGCUAUCUGCUUUUCAAUCAGCACUAUGUCCCAGCCACUCUCAAUGCGGAGACGCACGCACCUCGGACCUAUAAGAGAGCGACCCCUCUCUUGGGACCAGGACGUGCUGAAGCAGAAACCGUCGACACGCUCCAUAAGCUUCAACUGCGACCCGGCCACCCAUCCUUGUUCGACGACUCGUACAAGAACCCCGUACUGCUCACGACUUACAUCUCUGACAUGGGCAAGAUCAAGAGGAGGGCAUUGAGUCGGUUGACGAGGAGAUCCCAGAGGGAAGUCGGUAAAGCUAUUAGGAGAGCUCGGGCGAUGGGACUUGUACCCAUCAUGAGCAACCAAGACACUGCAGGAUGGAGACUGCGAUGA
Ceraceosorus bombacis is the source of this 733-nucleotide messenger RNA. The record is from the annotation of a GenBank genome assembly. Lineage: Eukaryota; Fungi; Basidiomycota; Exobasidiomycetes; Ceraceosorales; Ceraceosoraceae.